AUUCUCCAUUCCUCCAGUUACCCUAUUCACAAAGUUGCCUAAUAGCGUGAAAUGGCAUUGAAAGAACAAGAGACCAUUCUUGUUACUCCUUGUCUUCCUAUAAGAUGGUGGUCUAAGGAGACGGUGGCGGUGGUUACGGGAGCAAACAAAGGUAUCGGUUUUGCACUCGUAAAACGGCUGGCGGAGCUGGGGCUGACGGUGGUGCUAACGGCCCGAGACAUUGGGAGGGGACUAAAUGCAGUAAAAUUACUGAAGAAUGAAGGACUUCAUGUUUAUUUCUUUCCUCUUGAUGUUUCAGAACUCGCUUCCAUCAAGAUAUUUGCAUCAUGGUUCCAAGAGAAAUUUGGAACGUUGGAUAUUCUAGUAAAUAAUGCAGGGGUGUCAUUCAAUGAUAUAGGGGAGAAUUCAGUGGAACAUGCGGAGAUUGUCAUCAAAACCAAUUUCUACGGUUCAAAAUGGCUAACUGAGGCUCUCUUGCCUAUGUUUCGACGAUCAGAUUCCGCCGGUCGAAUUCUUAAUAUCAGUUCUAGACUCGGAUUAUUAAACAAGCUGAAGAAUCCGAAAUUAAGAGAGAUGCUUCUGGACGAAGAAAAACUAUCAGAAGAUCAAAUUGAUGGAAUGUUGAAAUUAUUCAUUGAAAAUGUUAAGAGUGAGACAUGGAAGAGCCAUGGAUGGCCAGAAGUCUGGACUGAUUAUGCAGUCUCAAAACUUGCACUAAAUGCACAUUCAAGGUUUCUGGCAAAGCGUUUUCAGGGACUUGGGUUAAGCGUUAAUUGCUUCUGUCCUGGAUUCACUCAGACUUCCAUGACCGGUGGUAAGGGCAAGCACACGUCGGAAGCCGUGGCAGAGGUGGCCGCAUGCCUUGUAUUGCUUCCGCCGGAAAAGUUGCUUACCGGGAAGUUCUACGUGGCAUCUAGCGCAGGUGUUUAUUCAAAGUUGUAAUAAAUUAAAGGCGGAUAAUGUAGCUAGUUUCUUGAAAAGAGUAUUGUUGUUCAUCAAGAGUGAUGAUGAUUCAAUAAACUAUGCGACAAUGAAGUUAGUUUCACAUUGUUCAAUGAAGUUGGAAUUCAUUUUUGUUCAAUAUGGAUUGGAAGUAGCCCCGCUAUCACAUAAACUAGUGAUCAUGUUGCUCGAGUAGGAUUUUUUGUUUGGAAAUGGUGGGUUGAGCUUAUUCCAAGUUGUAAUGGGAUUAUAAAUGAAGCUUUAGGAGCUGUUAGGGUAGAGAUGUGUAACAAGUUAGCAAUGGCUCAUUAAUGUUGUGUGUUUAAGUA
This is a messenger RNA of Olea europaea var. sylvestris, 1271 nucleotides long. RefSeq names its product salutaridine reductase-like. Lineage: Eukaryota; Viridiplantae; Streptophyta; Magnoliopsida; Lamiales; Oleaceae. The record is from RefSeq and is a predicted model, not a curated record. The transcript has 4 exons. Bases 52 to 942 code for a protein of 296 amino acids. Gene Ontology annotation, cellular component: membrane.